This is a messenger RNA of Polychytrium aggregatum, 779 nucleotides long. RefSeq lists its product as uncharacterized. Bases 156 to 779 code for a protein of 207 amino acids. Lineage: Eukaryota; Fungi; Chytridiomycota; Chytridiomycetes; Polychytriales. The transcript is spliced from 2 exons. Gene Ontology annotation, molecular function: protein binding. The record is from RefSeq and is a predicted model, not a curated record.
AUCAAAUCACAGCCGACCGAUCCUGGCUCGAAGAUCAAGCCGACCAAGGAAACGCUUCUGCCUCGUAUCUCCUGGCAUACACCCUCCAAGUCAUUAUCGGUUAUUUGAAACGGUCCCAGCAGAAAGGCCUAAAGCAGCAAAUUAUCCUCAAUCUGAUGAGUGCAGCCAAAGCCGAUCAUGCGAUGGCACAGUUCUACUUGGCGGGAUGCUAUCGCGUAGGAUAUGGAGUCGACCAAGACCACGCCAAGGCUAUCGAGCUGUACCGCAGUCUGGCCGAACGUGGGAUGCCUCAGGCUCAAGUUGCCCUCGGCCAAUACUUUGAGAAUGGCGAAGGUGUCAAUCAGAGCUUCACCACCGCGAUCGAGUGGUAUUCCAAGUCCGCCAAUCAAGGAAACGACGAUGCUCGAGACAGAAUGGCCCAGUUUUGGAUCGGAAUGUGCUACUACUGGGGCGCGGGAGUAUCGCAGGACCACAAGAAGGCAUUCGAGUGGUAUAGCAAGUCGGCCAAUCAAGGCAGCUCGUUCGGGCAGUGGAUGGUUGGUCAUUGCUACUAUUUUGGAACCGGAGCUACGCAGGACCAGUCCAAGGCAUUGGAGUGGUAUCGCAAAUCGACUGAGCAGGGCAAUCGAUAUGGACAAUACUACUGCGGUCACUGUUUCCAAAAUGGUUGGGGUGUCCCCAAGGACAUCGACACCGCCAUCCUCUGGUUCCGCAAGUCCGCCGACCAGGGUUACAAAUUUGCCAUCGACAGACUCAAGGAACUCGACCAGUGGCCCUGA